ACUGCGCUGCGUUUCCGCCUUGGCUGAGCGGCGCACACAGCCGAGAGGGGAGGGGAGGCAAGCCGAGAAGAAGAGCGGAGCCACCGAGACGCAGUGGGGCACAGCACGGAGCGAAUUACACCGACGCACCCUAACAUCCCAGCAGUCCGUCUCCAAAUCUCCACGUCAAGAAGCGAACCUGUGCGGUGCGCGCCAGAGCUUUUCAGCAUGGAGACUGCGCUAAAAAACAAGCACUAAAAUGUGAGAUUAACAGAGGAAAUCAGAAGAGAGAGAGAGAGAGCGUGUGUGUGUUUGUGUGUGAGGGAGAAAGUGACUAUCCCCUUUAUCUUUUACGGGUGAUCUCAAUUCUGUGCUCUGUAGUCCGAAAAUGAAGAAGUUCAACAUCAGGAAGGUGCUGGACGGCUUGAAAGAGGUGUCCUCCUCCACCCCGUCUGUCCAAGUGGGGCCACAGGAGAACCAUCUGAUCCAGGAGACCAUCCAGUCCGACCAUUUCCAGCUCUGCAAGACUGUCCGUCAUGGAUUUCCCUAUCAGCCGUCGUCCAUGGCUUUUGACCCCGUGCAGAAGAUACUGGCCAUCGGCACCCAGAGUGGGGCUCUCAGAUUGUUUGGGCGCCCAGGUGUGGAGUGUUACUGCCAGCACGAAAGUGGAGCGGCCGUCAUCCAGCUACAGUUUCUUGUCAAUGAGGGUGCGCUGGUGAGUGCUCUGGCUGACGACAGUGUUCACCUGUGGAACCUGAGGCAGAAGAGACCAGCCAUCCUCCACUCUCUCAAGUUCAACAGAGAGAGAAUAACUUUCUGCCACCUGCCCUUCCAGAGUAAAUGGUUGUACAUUGGCACAGAACGAGGGAACAUCCACAUCGUCAACGUGGAGUCCUUUACGCUCUCAGGCUACGUCAUCAUGUGGAACAAAGCCAUUGAACUGUCCUCCAAGGCUCACCCUGGACCAGUUGUCCACAUAAGUGACAAUCCCAUGGAUGAGGGAAAGCUUAUAAUUGGAUUUGAGUCUGGGAUCGUGGUCCUGUGGGAUCUGAAAUCAAAGAAGGCUGACUAUCGCUACACUUACGAUGAGGCAAUCCACUCAGUUGCCUGGCAUCACGAGGGCAAGCAGUUCAUUUGCAGUCACUCAGAUGGGACUCUGACCAUAUGGAACGUCAGAGGCCAGGGCAAACCCAUACAGACAAUCACCCCACACGGAAAACAGCCCAAGGACGGAAAGAAGCCAGAGCCUUGUAAACCCAUUCUCAAAGUGGAGUACAAAACCACUAGAAAUGGGGAACCCUUCAUAAUCCUGUCUGGUGGUCUGUCCUAUGACACUGUGGGCCGGCGGCCUUGUUUGACGGUAAUGCAUGGGAAGAGUACUGCUGUGCUGGAGAUGGACUAUCCUAUAGUAGACUUCCUCACACUGUGUGAGACACCGUACCCUAAUGAUUUUCAGGAACCUUACGCUGUGGUGGUCCUUCUAGAGAAGGAUUUAGUGGUGAUCGACCUUGCACAAAAUGGUUAUCCCAUAUUCGAGAACCCCUAUCCUCUGACUAUCCACGAGUCUCCUGUGACCUGCUGCGAGUACUUUGCCGACUGCCCUGCGGACCUCAUACCUGCACUUUACUCUGUUGGCUCGCGGCAGAAACGACAGGGCUACAGCAAGAAGGAAUGGCCUAUUAGUGGUGGAAACUGGGGUCAAGGUACACAGAGCUAUCCAGAGAUCAUCAUCACUGGGCACGCUGAUGGAACUGUGAAGUUCUGGGAUGCCUCUGCAAUAAUGCUCCAGGUGCUCUAUAAGCUCAAAACAGCCAAAGUGUUUGACAGGAACCGGUCCAAGGAAGACAAGGGCAGUACUGAGGUGUCAGAUGAAGACCCCUUUGCUAUUCAGAUCAUGGCCUGGUGCCCUGAGAGUCGGAUGCUGUGUGUGGCCGGGGUGUCAGCCAAUGUUAUCAUCUACCGCUUCAGCAAGCUGGAAGUAACUACUGAGGUGGUGCAGUUACUAGAGGUUCGAAUGCAGUAUGAGCUGAAUGACAUAGACACUCCAGACGGCGGGGGAGAACAGACAUCAGCGCUUCCCACCCCUGGUGCCUCCCCUCAGACAAGUGGCCCACCUUCACACCCCUCCACCAGCAGCAACAACUCUGAUGGCAGCAACAUUCCCUGCCUCAAAGUGCGUAGUACUCCUCUGAAGCAGUCUCCUGGUUACCAGGUAGAUCUGGUGGUCCAGUUAGUGUGGGUGAGUGGAGAGCCUCCUCAGCAGAUCACAAGUCUGGCGCUCAAUUCCUCCUACGGCCUAGUGGUGUUUGGCAACAGUAACGGUCUGGCGGUGGUGGACUACAUCCAGAAGACGGUAGUGCUCAACUUGGGGACGGUCGAGCUUUACGGCUCCAAUGACCCCUACCAGAGACAGCCCCGCUCGCCAAGAAAGACCCGACAGCCCUCUGGAGGUCUGUGCGACAUUAACGAGGGCUCAGCCACAUCAGAGGACCGCUGCAAGUCCCCUACUUCAGCAAAGAUGUCACGGAAAUUAAGCUUGCCUACUGAGCUAAAGCCAGACUUGGUCCUUCUGUCUGUAUGCCCGCCGCGGGGUGCCAACCCAUUAGACCACCGGGACAAUUCUUUCAGCCGCUCGCGCUCGUCCAGCGUCACCAGCAUCGACAAGGAAGCACGAGAGGCCAUCAGCUCCUUCCACUUUUGUGACGCCUUCGCCCGGAAGGGGGACAGCACUUUGACGCCCUGCCUGUAUGUGGGCACUACCCUGGGCACCGUGCUGGCUCUAGCUCUCACAUUGCCGCCUGCUGGGGAGCAACGGCAACUGCAGCCAGUUCUCAUUUCACCUACAGGUGGGAAAUGGGACAUCAGAAGGGAGGGAGCGAUGGAAAAUAGAUAUAGUUAUAGCAUGUUGGUACGGCUGAAGGGCAGCAUCAUGCGGAUGGCUUUCCUGGACUCAACAGGUUCCCUCCAGCCCCCUCCUUAUGAGCCUUGGUAUGAACCCAACGUGACAGCAGAUGGGGAAGAAAGAGAGAAAGUCCGUAAGCGCAGGCCCGUCUCAGUGUCCCCAUCCACCUCCCAGGACCUCAGUGAGAGCCAGUAUGCUGUGGUGUGUUCAGAGAAACAGGCCAAAGUCGUGUCCCUCCCAUCCCAGACCUGCAUCCAUAAACACAGUAUCACAGAGGCUUCCUUCAUCCUGCGGGCAGAUGUGGUGCAGAUGAGCCAAGGCGUGUGUGUGGCGUGUUUCUGCGCCAAUGGCCACAUCAUGACCCUCAGUGUGCCGGGGCUGAGACCGCUCAUGGAUGUAAACUACCUGCCUUUGACAGACAUGCGGAUAGCCAGAACGUUCUGCUUCACCAACCUGGGUCAGGCCAUGUACCUCUGCUCCCCCACUGAGAUUCAGAGGAUCACUUACAGCCAGGACAUCUGUGAAAACCUGCAGGAGAUGCUGGGUGAGCUGUUUACACCCGUGGAGACACCAGAGGCCCCUAACAGAGGGUUCUUCAAAGGUCUCUUUGGGGGCGGAGCCCAGUCACUGGACAGAGAGGAGCUAUUCGGUGAGAUAGCAUCUGGAAAGGCAAACCGAAGUCUGGCCCAGCACAUCCCAGGCCCAGGUGGCCUUGAGGGAAUGAAGGGGGCAGCCUCUGGUGUGGUUGGAGAUCUGGCCCGCGCCCGGAUAGCACUGGAUGAAAGAGGCCAGAAACUGGGCGAGCUGGAUGAGAGGACAGCUGCUAUGAUGGCCAGCGCAGAUGUCUUUUCCAAACAUGCUCAUGAGAUGAUGCUGAAGUGCAAAGACAAGAAAUGGUACCAGUUCUGAUCGGUGACCGGGAAGGAGCAGAGCUCCAUGGACACAACUGUCACCUUCCAUUGGCUCAUUUGGACUCAACCUUGACCCCCCCACCCAUCCGUCUGUCCAUUCAUCUAUCCCUCCAAGCCUUCUUCACUUGGACACUUGGGAUUUUCUUCCCUAGCACAAUGUUGAAUACUGUUCUUACCUCAGUCUUAGGGUGGAGCUGAGGGGGAGACAGGGGAGAAGGACAACCUCAGAGGGAGCAAAUAAAUUGUGUCUUUUUUUUGUCGUUUCUUGUUUCUUUGUUUAUCUCUGUUCAGCCUCUCCUCCAAGGUAGCCAAUUGGCCCACACACCUGGAGAUUCUUCAUUCUCAUUUGCCAAAAUGUCCUUUACUGUUGUCUCCACUCCGAGCCCAUUGGGGCCGGUAUUCAAACCGACGAACACAGCUGAAAAAAGACAAAUAUUUAAUGAAGAAACAGACUACAAAAAAUUCUUAAAAUGUAAAAAGAAGGGAAAAUAAUCUAAAUACAUCAUUAUAUAUACAUAAAUCUAAUAAAUGUGCAACACUGUAUCCACUUCAGAGUGACAAGUACUAAAGAAAGGGAGAACUCAUCGAGGAAACAAGAGCCGGGUUUGAAGGCUGAAGGAGGCAGCAUUGGAGAGCAACAGGAAGUGCUGCGACAGUGACGCCUCCUCUAUGCAGAGAGUUACAGGGAUAAAAGCAACUUAUUCUUAUGUACACUGGAUAUUUCACGCUAGACUCUCCUCUGUAUCUUACAGAUUUUCAUAUCGUUACCAACAGUGUGUGUGUUAAUUUCUAUUUUCUUGCCAUUCCUCAAUUUGUUAUUUGUUGGGUUUUUUGCUCCGUCUGUAUUAUCGGAAAAUCUCUUAUUUUUCUAUUGCUGUGAAAGUGGAUGAUAUUUGAUUUGUUAAAAAAAUAUGUUUUGUGGCUUUUGUCUUUACAACUCAAAUUAAUUUCUCCUUAUGAAAAGGGCUGGAAUCUAAAUGGAGGGCAAGGAUAUAAAAGGCAUAUAUCAUUUAGUACUCACUGACAUGGCAACAUCAGAUUUCUUGGCUCUGAUAUCUUAAGCACGUAUGAACCACACGCGUUUUAUGGUUUACCUUUCAUUUAUUGACCUAUCUGAUGUGAUGUGUGUGAACUGCCUCCCUCACCCUCUAAUGUCAUAAGCUUCCGCACUUUGGCUUAGUCUGUGAGUGUGACUACAAAUGCUGAUGAGAUGAAGUGUUGAAUACGUUUAUAGUUUAGCCAGAUUUAUUGGGUUUUCAGGAGUUUUUAAAUUUUAGAGUACACAUCAGCAUGGAAAUUACAUACACAUAAAUAGAAAUCCUUUCUAUGUGUAUUCACAUAUGCAGGAUACUGGAAAUAUGGAUGUAUAAUCCUUUAAAAAAAUAUAUUUGAAAACAUAUUUCAGUUUUUUGGGACAGUUGGCUGUAUGAGAAAUGUCUGCACGAUUUCUUAGUCAGUUAUUUAUUGAGGUGCGAGAGACAGUUGCGUUUGGUGUCAGAAACUUUCACCUUCAUUAAUAUCUCGUUUCUAUUUCCAUAUUUGCAGUGAAGCUCAAAUGUGGUGUAUCUCUCUGUCUACCUGGCUUUUAACCUUUAUUUGUAUAUAAGUAAAUAGUUUGACAAUCUAAGACCAACUGGAAAGUAAAUUGUUAAGGUUGCUCGAGCAACAUAAGAGGAGAGAGGCCAUAUUUUUUCUGACGCCAAAGAGUUGCUUUAGCUUUUUCCAUUGCGUUAUUGUUUGGUCACUCAAUGCGUCUCGACACCAGACAGUAUACAGUAAUAUGUGUAAUACAGUAUAUAGCUUCACCCAUUGAGUGCAAACCCAGGAUCAGGUCCAUUUAGGAAUAUUAUCAUCUUUCGGCACCUUUCAGGGUUCAAGAAAUGGAGCAAGUUGCAAUGGAACUCAGCCAUUUAUAGUAUUAUUGUAUCACAAUAUGUCAUAAAAAUGUAACAUUUGGACUAAUGUUUAAUGUUUGAAGUGACCUAAGUGUUGGUUGAAAACAAAAACCUGAACCAUUUCAUGACAGGCCAGACACAACAAUAUUUAUGGUAUUCAUCUGUGUGUGUGUGUGUGUGUGUGUGUGUGUGUGUGUGUGUGUGUGUGUGUGUGUGUGUCAGGGUGUAUUCAUGUGUGUUCAAGUGAUAUGAUUAAAGGUUUUUGGUUGAUUGAUAAUUAAUGUUGAUGUCCUAGCCUCAGCAGUCUAUGUCCAGUUGAGUGUUUUGUUACACUAACUAAAGCCACCAGUGACGACAAAACGGAUAACAAUAGGAUCAUGAGAAUUAUACGGAUGACCUUCGAAAUUCUGGUUUAAUUUAACUUGUGCAUGUUCAGUCAUUGCUCACAUGCUUCGACUCUCCUUCACCUUUCAGUCUUUGUCCUCUGAAUUCUCUCUUCUUCCAGUGAGUCUUCCACUGACUCUGUUGGUUCCACAGCUACAGAUAGGGCCCUCUCUGUGUUUAGUAAGCAUUGUUGUGUGGAUGUUAGCAGGUAGGUCUUUGCCCACCAAGGUGAAGAAGAGGGGGAAAAAACAACUUCAGGAAAAAUAACUAGUUUUAGCUGUAGGUCAUCCCCGAAAACCUGUUCAAUGUCUUUCCAUUCACCAAACAUUUGUGUGUUUCUUUUUUUUAAUGUUAUACUUUUUCCAUCUUUAAGUGUGUUAUUUCUUGCCCAUACACUACCGAAUGCAGUAUUCUUACCCGAUACAAUCCACACAUCUAAACAACAUGAGGGAGUCCUGUCUAUCUGCCAUAUGCCAUCUUCUGUCCUGGAUUCAACAGUUAUCAGUGGGUUGCAGUAUUUUUCUCAUUGUAGCCAAUUUUCUUGUACAGUUUUAUGCAACUUUCACAUGGAUGUUUAUGACUUUAUCUGCUGCCACAAAAGUUUAGAAAUUCUGUAGAAAUUACUGUGCAAUGGAAAAUAAAAGUGGAAAAUGUG
This is a messenger RNA of Micropterus salmoides (largemouth bass), 6726 nucleotides long. RefSeq names its product syntaxin binding protein 5a (tomosyn) (gene stxbp5a). NCBI's taxonomy places the organism in Eukaryota, Metazoa, Chordata, Actinopteri, Centrarchiformes, Centrarchidae. Gene Ontology annotation, cellular component: plasma membrane; SNARE complex; cytoplasm. Bases 368 to 3790 code for a protein of 1140 amino acids. The transcript has 26 exons. The record is from RefSeq and is a predicted model, not a curated record. Gene Ontology annotation, molecular function: myosin II binding; syntaxin binding; GTPase activator activity. Gene Ontology annotation, biological process: regulation of protein secretion; regulation of exocytosis.